UCUCUCUCUCUCUCUUUUUCCUUUUCUUUUGUGGCUUUGAGAGCAACCACUCUUUCCCAUUCUCUUUUUUAUUUUUUCCAUAUAAACUGCCCAUCACUGACACCCAAUUAUCAUCUUGUUUUUUUGGCUCUCAGCCAGCCCCAUAUAUAGUUUUUUGUUCUUUGUGAUGUAUGUGUAAGAGAAAGAGAGAGAAAUGGAGGAAGCAAAUUGUAGUGCCCGAAUGAUGUCAGCAGAAAUUGUGGAGAUAGUAGAGGAGACUAGCAUGAUCAGCAGCAAAGACAUGAGUGUUAAGGAUGUUUAUGUGGCUGUCGGAAAAGAUGAUCUGGAUGUGCUGAAAUGGGCUCUUGAUCAUGCUGUCUCCCCCGCUGCUCGGGUUUUUCUUGUCCAUGUCUUUCCUCCUAUCACCUACAUACCUACUCCUGUUGGAAGAUUAUCAAUGAGCCAACUGAGCAAAGAACAGGUGAGAGUUUACAAAAAUGAAGAGCAUAACAGGAGAAGCAAUCUGCUGCAGAAAUAUAUCCGGUUGGGCAAUGAGGCCAAGGUGACGGUGGACACAAUGCUCCUUGAGAGUGAUGUGACAGCCAAAGCAAUCCUUGAUCUUAUUCCUGUUCUGAACAUUACCAGCCUUGUCAUUGGAACCAAACGACCACCUUGCUCAAGGAGACUGGGGAAAAAGAUGGCAACAGGAGAAUUUGUCAAAAAGAAUGCACCUGACUUUUGUGAGGUCAUCAUUGUUCAUGAUGGCAAGAAGGUAGUUGACAGUCCACAGGUAAAAGAUGCAGUUCAUUCAUCGCCGGCGGCAUCCAGUCAGGCGAGACCAGAAAUUACCGGUUGCCACUCUAAAAAGAAAUUCUUUGAGUGUGUGUGCUUUGCAGGCAAGUUCAAUAAUUGAAACUAAUGCGUUAGUUUGUAUAGGAAUGCAAAUGUAUUUGCAGAAGCUACAUUUCAAAAAGUAUAUUAAAGGGUAUUUUUGUCUUUUUA
Molecule: messenger RNA, 981 nt
Organism: Corylus avellana
Lineage: Eukaryota; Viridiplantae; Streptophyta; Magnoliopsida; Fagales; Betulaceae
Product: U-box domain-containing protein 52
Source: RefSeq, a predicted model, not a curated record